AUGAAAGCCAUGCCUUGGAACUGGACGUGCCUGCUCUCCCAUCUCCUGAUGGUGGGGAUGGGCUCCUCCACUCUGCUCUCCCGGCAGCCACCUCCACUGCCCCAGAAGCGGUCUUUUGUCACGUUCCGCGGGGAGCCUGCCGAGAGCUUCAACCACCUGGUGGUGGACGAGAGGACAGGGCACAUUUAUGUGGGGGCCGUCAACCGGAUCUACAAGCUCUCCAGCGACCUGAAGGUCCUGGUGACCCACCAGACAGGGCCGGACGAGGACAACCCCAAGUGCUACCCGCCGUGCAUCGUUCAGACGUGCAAUGAACCCCUGACCAUCACCAACAAUGUCAACAAGAUGCUCCUGAUAGACUACAAGGAGAACAGGCUGAUCGCCUGCGGGAGCCUGUACCAAGGCAUCUGCAAGCUUCUGAGGCUGGAGGACCUCUUCAAGCUGGGGGAGCCUUUUCACAAGAAGGAGCACUACCUGUCAGGGGUCAAUGAGAGCGGCUCUGUCUUUGGGGUGAUCGUCUCCUACAACAACCUGGACGACAAGCUCUUCAUUGCCACAGCUGUGGACGGGAAGCCGGAGUACUUCCCCACCAUCUCCAGCAGGAAGCUGACCAAGAACUCAGAAGCGGACGGCAUGUUCGCGUAUGUCUUCCACGACGAGUUUGUGGCCUCGAUGAUCAAGAUCCCUUCAGACACCUUCACCGUCAUCCCCGACUUUGAUAUCUACUAUGUCUACGGCUUUAGUAGCGGCAACUUUGUCUACUUUUUGACCCUUCAGCCUGAGAUGGUGUCUCCCCCCGGCUCCACCACAAAGGAGCAGGUUUAUACGUCCAAGCUCGUGAGGCUUUGCAAGGAGGACACAGCCUUCAACUCCUACGUGGAGGUGCCCAUCGGCUGUGAGCACGGCGGAGUGGAGUACCGCCUGCUGCAGGCCGCCUACUUGUCCAAAGCCGGGGCCGUGCUCGCCCGGACCCUCGGGGUCCGCCCAGAAGAUGACCUCCUCUUCACCGUCUUCUCCAAAGGCCAGAAGCGGAAAAUGAAAUCCCUGGAUGAGUCGGCCCUGUGCAUCUUCAUCCUGAAGCAGAUCAACGACCGCAUUAAGGAGCGGCUGCAGUCCUGCUACCGGGGUGAGGGCACGCUGGACCUGGCCUGGCUCAAGGUGAAGGACAUUCCCUGCAGCAGCGCGCUCUUAACCAUUGAUGACAACUUCUGUGGCCUGGAUAUGAACGCCCCCCUGGGCGUGUCUGAGAUGGUGCGUGGCAUCCCCGUCUUCACGGAGGACAGGGACCGCAUGACUUCUGUCAUCGCGUACGUCUACAAGAAUCACUCUCUGGCCUUCGUGGGCACCAAAAGUGGCAAGCUGAAGAAGAUACUAGUAGAUCUUCCCAGACCAGGGAUCGAACCCAUGGGCAAUGCCCUCCAGUAUGAGACGGUGCAGGUGGUGGACCCCGGCCCCGUCCUCCGGGACAUGGCCUUCUCCAAGGACCACGAGCAGCUCUACAUCAUGUCGGAAAGGCAGCUCACCAGAGUCCCUGUGGAGUCCUGUGGUCAGUAUGGGAGCUGCGGCGAGUGCCUUGGCUCGGGCGAUCCCCACUGUGGCUGGUGUGUGCUCCACAACACGUGCACCCGGAAGGAGCGCUGUGAGAGGUCCAGAGAGCCCCGCAGGUUUGCCUCCGAGAUGAAGCAGUGCGUCCGGCUGACCGUCCAUCCCAGCAACAUCUCUGUUUCUCAGUACAAUGUCCUGCUGGUCCUGGAGACAUACAAUGUCCCGGAGCUGUCAGCUGGCGUCAACUGCACCUUUGAGGACCUGUCAGAGAUGGAUGGGCUGGUGGUAGGCAAUCAGGUCCAGUGCUACUCCCCGGCAGCCAAGGAGGUGCCCCGGAUCAUCACAGAGAACGGGGACCACCAUGUCGUCCAGCUACAGCUCAAGUCCAAGGAGACAGGCAUGACCUUUGCCAGCACCCGCUUUGUCUUCUACAACUGCAGCGUCCACAAUGCGUGCCUGUCUUGCGUGGAGAGCCCAUACCGCUGCCACUGGUGUAAAUACCGGCACGUCUGCACCCAUGACCCCAAGACUUGCUCAUUCCAGGAAGGCCGGGUGAAGCUGCCUGAGGACUGCCCGCAGCUGCUGCGCGUGGACAAGAUCCUGGUGCCCGUGGAGGUGAUCAAGCCCAUCACUCUCAAGGCCAAGAACCUGCCGCAGCCGCAGUCGGGGCAGCGGGGCUACGAGUGCGUCCUCAGCAUCCAAGGCAGUGAGCAGAGGGUGCCCGCCCUGCGCUUCAACAGCUCCAGUGUGCAGUGCCAGAACACCUCUUAUUCCUAUGAAGGGAUGGAGAUCAACAAUCUGCCUGUGGAGCUGACAGUCGUGUGGAACGGGCACUUCAACAUUGACAACCCAGCUCAGAACCAAGUUCACCUCUAUAAGUGCGGCGCCAUGCGCGAGAGCUGUGGGCUGUGCCUCAAGGCGGACCCGGACUUCGAGUGCGGCUGGUGCCAGGGCCAAGGCCAGUGUACCCUCCGGCAGCACUGCCCCAUCCACGAGAGCCAGUGGCUGGAGCUGUCGGGCGCCAACAGCAAGUGCACGAACCCCCGCAUCACAGAGAUAAUCCCAGUGACGGGACCCCGGGAAGGGGGCACCAAGGUCACCAUCCGAGGGGAGAACCUGGGCCUGGAAUUCCGGGACAUCGCCUCCCACGUCAAGGUGGCCGGUGUGGAGUGCAGCCCUUUGGUGGAUGGCUACAUCCCUGCAGAACAGAUCGUGUGUGAGAUGGGGGAGGCCAAGCCCAGCCAGCACGCCGGCUUCGUGGAGAUCUGUGUGGCCGUGUGUCGGCCCGAGUUCAUGGCCAGGUCCUCGCAGCUGUAUUACUUCAUGACGCUGACUCUCUCAGACCUGAAGCCCAGCCGGGGGCCCAUGUCCGGGGGCACACAGGUGACCAUCACGGGCACCAACCUGAACGCAGGCAGCGACGUGGUGGUGAUGUUCGGGAAGCAGCCCUGCCUCUUCCACAGGCGCUCUCCGUCCUACAUCAUCUGUAACACCACGUCUUCAGAUGAGGUGCUGGAAAUGAAGGUGACGGUGCAGGUGGACAGGGCCAAGAUCCACCAGGACCUGUUCUUCCAGUACGUGAAGGACCCCACCAUCGUGCGGAUCGAGCCGGAGUGGAGCAUCGUUAGUGGGAACACACCAAUCGCCGUGUGGGGCACUCACCUGGACCUCAUACAGAACCCCCAGAUCCGCGCCAAGCACGGAGGGAAGGAGCACAUCAAUCUCUGCGAGGUUCUGAACGCUACUGAGAUGACCUGCCAGGCUCCAGCCCUCACUCUGGGGCCCGACCACCAGUCUGACCUGACAGAGAGGCCCGAGGAGUUUGGGUUCAUCCUGGACAACGUCCAGUCCCUGCUAAUCCUCAACAAGACCAACUUCACCUACUACCCCAACCCUGUGUUUGAAGCCUUCGGUCCCUCAGGAACCCUGGAGCUCAAGCCCGGCACACCCAUCAUCCUAAAGGGCAAGAACCUGAUCCCACCCGUGGCCGGGGGCAACGUAAAGCUGAACUACACCGUGCUGGUCGGGGAGAAGCCGUGCACCGUCACGGUGUCAGACGUGCAGCUGCUCUGCGAGUCCCCCAACCUCAUCGGCAGGCACAAAGUGAUGGCCCGAGUCGGUGGCAUGGAGUACUCCCCAGGCAUGGUGUACAUCGCCCCGGACAGCCCGCUCAGCCUACCCGCCAUUGUCAGCAUCGCCGUGGCCGGCGGCCUCCUCAUUAUCUUUAUCGUGGCCGUUCUCAUCGCCUAUAAACGCAAGUCCCGGGAAAGCGACCUCACGCUGAAGCGGCUGCAGAUGCAGAUGGACAACCUGGAGUCCCGUGUGGCCCUGGAGUGCAAAGAAGCGUUUGCCGAGCUGCAGACGGACAUCCACGAGUUGACCAGUGACCUGGACGGAGCCGGAAUUCCCUUCCUGGACUACAGAACCUAUACCAUGCGGGUGCUGUUCCCGGGAAUUGAAGACCACCCUGUCCUCCGGGACCUUGAGGUCCCGGGCUACCGGCAGGAGCGCGUGGAGAAAGGCCUGAAGCUCUUCGCUCAGCUGAUCAACAACAAGGUGUUCCUGCUGUCCUUCAUCCGCACGCUGGAGUCUCAGCGCAGCUUCUCCAUGCGCGACCGCGGCAACGUGGCCUCGCUGAUCAUGACGGUGCUGCAGAGCAAGCUGGAGUACGCCACCGACGUGCUCAAGCAGCUGCUGGCCGACCUCAUCGACAAGAACCUGGAGAGCAAGAACCACCCCAAGCUGCUGCUCAGGAGGACUGAGUCAGUAGCUGAGAAGAUGUUGACCAAUUGGUUCACUUUCCUGCUCUACAAGUUCCUCAAGGAGUGUGCCGGGGAGCCCCUCUUCUCCCUGUUCUGCGCCAUCAAGCAGCAGAUGGAGAAGGGGCCCAUCGAUGCCAUCACGGGCGAGGCCCGCUACUCCCUGAGCGAGGACAAGCUCAUCCGCCAGCAGAUCGACUACAAAACCCUGGUCCUGAGUUGUGUCAACCCAGACAAUGCCAACAGCCCUGAGGUCCCAGUGAAGAUCCUCAACUGCGACACCAUUACUCAGGUCAAGGAGAAGAUUCUGGACGCCAUCUUCAAGAAUGUGCCCUGCUCCCACCGGCCCAAGGCUGCAGACAUGGACCUGGAGUGGCGGCAAGGAAGCGGAGCGAGGAUGAUCCUGCAGGAUGAAGACAUCACCACCAAGAUUGAGAACGACUGGAAGAGACUGAACACCCUGGCUCAUUACCAGGUGCCAGAUGGUUCUGUGGUGGCUUUAGUGUCCAAGCAGGUGACAGCCUACAAUGCAGUGAACAAUUCCACCGUCUCCAGGACCUCAGCGAGUAAAUAUGAAAACAUGAUCCGGUACACCGGCAGCCCCGACAGCCUCCGCUCACGCACACCCAUGAUCACCCCCGACCUGGAGAGCGGAGUCAAGAUGUGGCACCUGGUGAAGAACCACGAGCACGGGGACCAGAAGGAGGGUGACCGGGGGAGCAAGAUGGUGUCUGAAAUCUAUCUGACACGACUGCUGGCCACCAAGGGCACGCUGCAGAAGUUUGUGGAUGACCUCUUCGAGACCAUCUUCAGCACGGCGCACCGCGGCUCCGCCCUGCCCCUGGCCAUCAAAUACAUGUUUGACUUUCUGGAUGAGCAGGCGGACAAGCACGGCAUCCAUGACCCACAUGUCCGCCACACCUGGAAGAGCAACUGCCUGCCCCUGAGGUUUUGGGUCAACAUGAUCAAGAACCCCCAGUUCGUGUUUGACAUCCACAAGAACAGCAUCACCGAUGCCUGCCUCUCUGUGGUGGCCCAGACCUUCAUGGACUCGUGCUCCACGUCGGAGCACCGGCUGGGCAAGGACUCCCCCUCCAACAAGCUGCUCUACGCCAAGGACAUCCCCAGCUACAAGAACUGGGUGGAGAGGUAUUACUCAGACAUCGGGAAGAUGCCGGCCAUCAGCGACCAGGACAUGAACGCGUACCUGGCUGAGCAGUCCCGGAUGCACAUGAAUGAGUUCAACACCAUGAGCGCGCUCUCCGAGAUCUUCUCCUACGUGGGCAAGUACAGCGAGGAGAUCCUCGGACCUCUGGACCACGAUGACCAGUGUGGGAAGCAGAAACUGGCCUACAAACUAGAACAAGUCAUAACCCUCAUGAGCUUAGACAGCUGA
This is a messenger RNA of Hippopotamus amphibius kiboko, 5700 nucleotides long. RefSeq names its product plexin A4 (gene PLXNA4). Gene Ontology annotation, biological process: regulation of cell shape; regulation of cell migration; positive regulation of axonogenesis. Gene Ontology annotation, molecular function: protein binding; semaphorin receptor activity. The record is from RefSeq and is a predicted model, not a curated record. Gene Ontology annotation, cellular component: semaphorin receptor complex. The coding region runs from base 1 to 5700 and encodes 1899 amino acids. Lineage: Eukaryota; Metazoa; Chordata; Mammalia; Artiodactyla; Hippopotamidae. The transcript is spliced from 33 exons.